Molecule: messenger RNA, 324 nt
Organism: Closterium sp. Naga37s-1
Lineage: Eukaryota; Viridiplantae; Streptophyta; Zygnematophyceae; Desmidiales; Closteriaceae
Source: the annotation of a GenBank genome assembly
AUGGUGAACGGGACCGUUACGAUGAAGCUCUACCACGUGGCAUGGCUGGAGCACGUGGUCACAGAUGCUAUCAAGCACUGGGAGGCGCGCCAAGGUCGCUUCUCCAACUCCGCGGGCUCCAACGCGCAGAUCGUGGACGGCCUGCACGUCCUCGUCAAGGGUGCUGUUACUCUGGCCAUCGUGGAGUUCCGGCCCGAGUAUGACGCGGUGUCCCAUACAUGGGCAUGGGGCCGCCAUGGUCUUCGCAUCUCGGCGGACGGCAUAGCGGCUGCAGACGCGGUGAGCUCCGAAGCUAGUGCCAGCCGCGGGACGCCGCAGGCAUAA